This is a messenger RNA of Tauraco erythrolophus (red-crested turaco), 823 nucleotides long. The record is from RefSeq and is a predicted model, not a curated record. Lineage: Eukaryota; Metazoa; Chordata; Aves; Musophagiformes; Musophagidae.
AUGACGUCACUUCGUGAUCAUCAGCAGAAGAUGGGGGAGAAGAAGUGGGUGACAGUUGGCGACACAUCCCUAAGGAUUUACAAAUGGGUACCAGUAACAGAGCCUAAAGUUGAUGAUAAAAAUAAGAAUAAGAAAAAAGGCAAAGAUGAAAAAUGUGGUUCUGAAGUAACCACUCCAGAGAACAGCUCCUCUCCAGGGAUGAUGGACAUGCAUGAUGACAAUAGCAACCAGAGUUCAAUAGCUGAUGCUUCCCCAAUAAAACAAGAAAACAGUAGUAAUUCAAGUCCAGCACCGGAGCAGAACCUCGCGACACAAGCAGACGGCACUGAAGUAAAGUCUGACGAAACUCAGACGGAAGCGAAGGAGCAGCCUGGUUCAGAAGAUACCUCCGAUGAACAGAAUUCACAGUCUUCAAUGGAAAAUUCCAUGAAUAGUUCAGAGAAAGCAGAAAUUCAGUCCUCUGGAGAAAAUGAUAUAGUUACAGAGGCGUCUAAAAACUCUCAGGACUCUGAAGGAGUGCCACCUUCUAAAAAGAUGAAAGUAGAGGCUUCCCAACAAAGUGUUGAAGAGAUUUAGACUAUAGAUUUUUCUGGUCAGUUUUUAUGUAAGGUACAUCAGUGGGCUUAAUUAUAGAACAACCUUACUUAAGCAUCUUCUCUUGGAUGAGGACAGAACUCCUAACUUUUCAAGUUACCAAGCAAAAAUCCAAGAAAGCCUAACAAAGGUUUAACUUCUCAGACACUGAAAACUUUUUCCUGUGAAACAAACAUUUGAGAACUUUUAAGUUACUGUCUCUGAAAUGGUUGGAGUAAACAACUCAGGA